Molecule: messenger RNA, 1642 nt
Organism: Anoplophora glabripennis (Asian longhorned beetle)
Lineage: Eukaryota; Metazoa; Arthropoda; Insecta; Coleoptera; Cerambycidae
Product: 4-aminobutyrate aminotransferase, mitochondrial-like
Exons: 8
Coding region: 121-1593 (490 amino acids)
Biological process (GO): GABA catabolic process
Cellular component (GO): mitochondrion
Molecular function (GO): pyridoxal phosphate binding
Source: RefSeq, a predicted model, not a curated record
AUGGCUUUCCAUUUCGUAGGCACGAUAUUAUUUUGCCGUGGAAGUUUCUCUUUCGUGUUUGUUUCUGACGGGAAACGGCAUUUAGUGUGAGUAGUGUUGUGAGGGGUAAUAGAAAUUACAAUGUGGUCAAAACUUAUCAAGCCAGUAGUUCAAAUUUCGAGCAAGUUUGAAAGAAACUCCCGAUUUGCCUGUAGCUUAGUGCCAGGUGAACCUGAAGGACCUUCUGUAAAAACCCCCAUUCCAGGUCCUAAGACCAAAGAACUUUUGAAUAAACUGGGAAGCUUACAGCAAUGCGGUACAGUACAGCUGUUUGCAAACUACGACAAAUCCAUAGGAAACUACCUGGUAGACGCGGAUGACAAUGUGAUCUUGGAUACCUACACGCAAAUAUCGUCGUUGCCUCUCGGAUAUAACCAUCCCACUUUACUAAAAGUAUUUAAUGAUGAACACAAUCUAAAAUCUUUGAUCAAUAGACCUGCGUUAGGAGUGUUUCCUGCGACCGACUGGCCUAAAAAGCUGGAGAACAUCUUAAAACAGGUUUCUCCAGGUCUACCCCAUAUCACGACAAUGAUGUGUGGAUCUUGCUCAAACGAGAAUGCAUAUAAGAACGUAUUUAUUUCAUACCGCAGAAGUAUUAGAGGCGAAAAUGUGGACUUCACAGAUCUUGAAAAGGAGUCAUGUAUAAUAAACCAACCUCCAGGAAGCCCAAAACUUUCCAUAUUAUCAUUCCACGGUGCCUUCCAUGGCAGAACUUUUGGAGCUUUAUCUACUACCCACUCAAAACCUAUACACAAACUUGAUUUUCCCGCCUUCGACUGGCCCACUGCUCACUUCCCUCGUUACAAGUACCCCCUGGAAGAGAACACCAGGGAGAAUCAGCAAGAAGACAAAAAGUGCCUGGCUGAAGUUGAAGACCUCAUAGAAAAAUACGAAAAAAAGGACAACCCAGUGGCGGGAGUAAUAAUUGAACCGAUCCAGUCCGAAGGAGGGGACAACGAGGCGUCACCAGAAUUUUUCCAGCAACUGCAGAAGAUUUGCAAAAAGAAUUGUGCGGCUCUUAUACUCGACGAAGUUCAAACGGGUGGCGGACCGACUGGAAGGUUUUGGUGUCAUGAAUAUUUUAAUUUGGAGUGUCCUCCGGAUGUUGUAACAUUCAGUAAGAAGAUGCAAAUGGGCGGUUACUUCCACACAGCAGAAAUGACACCCAAACUACCCUACAGGAUAUUCAAUACUUGGAUGGGCGAUCCGGGAAAGCUGAUUCUCUUGGAGAACAUCAUUGAAAUAAUAAAGAGUCAGGAUUUACUAAGCCAAGUUCAAAAGUCCGGAGAAAGGUUGAAAUGCGGUCUCCAUGACCUUGAAUGUGAAUUUUCGGACCUUAUAAAUUCAGUAAGAGGUCGCGGUACGUUUCUAGCAGCUACUGCUACAUCGGCCAAAUUGAGAGACGAUAUUUUAAAAAGACUGAAACAAAAAGGUGUUCAAACUGGAGCUUGCGGCACAGCAGCCUUCCGCCUGAGACCAGCAUUAGUGUUUCAAGAACAUCAUGCCGAUAUAUUUUUGGAUAAAUUUAGGCAAGUCCUUCAGGAAAUAAAAUAAAAUCGAUAUCAGUCUUCCAUUGUGUCAAAGAGAAAAUAAAGUCUUGGUU